GAUGGCUGAGGUGGGGGGGGUGAUUUGGAAGCCAAGUGACACGGCGUGUGACAUCCAAGGACCAGGAGGUGGAUAAAGGCCUCUGCCAGGAGAGACAUCCUUCGCUCUGUUGGAUCACCUUCCCGAGCGGCCAGCCUCUUCUCCUUCAUCCCGGUGCAGAACCACCACCAUGGCCCCCAAGAAACCAGAACCAAAGAAAGCAGAACCUAAGAAAGAAGAGCCCAAGGCAGCCCCUAAACCAGCACCCCCACCCGAGCCAGAAGUCCGCAAGGAAGUGGAAUUUAACCCGGCGAACAUCAAAGUUGAAUUCAGCAAUGAACAGCUUGAAGAAUUCAAGGAAGUUUUCAUGCUCUUCGACCGAACCCCGAAAGGGGAAGGGAAAAUCACGUACGCGCAGUGCGGAGACGUCUUGAGGGCUUGCGGGACAAAUCCCACCCAGGCGGAAGUUCUCAAGGUCCUCGGCCGGCCCAAACCUGAUGAAAUGAACAACAAGAUGUUAGACUUCGACACCUUCCUGCCCAUGCUGCAGCACAUCUCCAAAGCCAAAGACACUGGGACCUACGAGGAUUUCGUGGAAGGUCUGCGGGUUUUCGACAAGGAAGGGAACGGCAAGGUCAUGGGAGCCGAACUUCGCCAUGUUUUGGCCACUCUUGGCGAAAGGCUGACUGAGGAGGAGGUCGAUAAGCUAAUGGCCGGCCAGGAAGACUCCAAUGGUUGCAUCAGCUACGAAGCGUUUGUGAAGCAUAUCAUGGCAAGUUGAAUGGCAGGCCACAUCAACCGGAACUGGCUACCGAGAUUGGAUUUCAACCGAACCUGUGGAAUGAAAUUAGUAUUUCUAGUUGGAAUCGAUGCUCAGAUUCCAUCAACCGUCUUGUGUUUGUCUCUGUCCCUCUGGAAUGGUCUCUUUUUCACUCUGUCUGGCCACCGGCCACCCUAUUCCUCACAUCCUCCGCCAGGUCGUUCCCUCUGCUUGGAACAGCCACCUCCACUUCCUUUCCUGAAUGAGCCCAACCCUCUCCACAGACCCACUACCACUGGUUUCUCUCCAUCCCCUUAAUUCUUUGGGGCAACUCCACCUUAUCCCUGUCUUUAUCCUGUAAUAAAGACUACAGAUCCCUGA
Podarcis raffonei (Aeolian wall lizard) is the source of this 1120-nucleotide messenger RNA. RefSeq names its product myosin light chain 3 (gene MYL3). Gene Ontology annotation, molecular function: calcium ion binding. NCBI's taxonomy places the organism in Eukaryota, Metazoa, Chordata, Lepidosauria, Squamata, Lacertidae. The record is from RefSeq and is a predicted model, not a curated record. The transcript is spliced from 7 exons. Gene Ontology annotation, cellular component: myosin II complex. Bases 170 to 760 code for a protein of 196 amino acids.